Molecule: messenger RNA, 446 nt
Organism: Scutellospora calospora
Lineage: Eukaryota; Fungi; Glomeromycota; Glomeromycetes; Diversisporales; Gigasporaceae
Source: the annotation of a GenBank genome assembly
ACAGUUUUGUUAAAGAAUCUUUAAGAUUAUACAAUGAUAUAGUUGCUUUACCACAUAAAUGUAUUUCUAAACCUCAUUAUACCUUUGAGAAUGGGUAUCAAAUCCCAAAUGGUCGCAUAGUUAUUUUAAAUUUGGUGGACACAAUUAAUGAUGAAGAUCUUCAAGGUCGUAAUCCCAAAGAAUUCUAUGCAUACCGACAUUUGGAACGUAAUACUCAAGCUACAAAAAUUGAACGUAAUUUUUUGAACUUUGAAGGUGGAAAAAAUUCUUGUCCCGGUAGAUAUUUAGCUGUUAAUCAGAUUAAAUUGAUUUUACACCAGAUUUUGUUAAAAUAUAAUAUUAGAACUGAAUCUGAGAAAGCUUUACCUAAGGUGUAUAAUGGUACUCGUGUUGUGCAUUUAAAAGAUGGUGUUAUAUUUGAAAAAAGAAAAGACGUUAUUAAUUAA